Molecule: messenger RNA, 325 nt
Organism: Staurois parvus
Lineage: Eukaryota; Metazoa; Chordata; Amphibia; Anura; Ranidae
Source: the annotation of a GenBank genome assembly
UCACCGGCUCCUGGCUGGAGAUUCCCCUCCGGCACCUGAUGAUCGCCUGGCAAAGCUGACAGGGGAGAGACCUAAAGGAUAUGCUGCUUUGUAUCUCUCUGCACAGCAGAGAAAUACAAAGCAGCAAGUCUCCCCAGUAAAACUCACACAGAACAUCAUGUAAAACAGCACACAGUUAACCGUUUGGUCGCCCCAGAUGUUAACCUCUUCCUGCCAAGUGUCAUUAGUACAGUGUCAGUGCUUUUUAUUAGCACUGAUAACUGUAUUAGUGUCAUUGGGAUGUUCAGUCCCCCCCCAAUAUCAGAAUGCCCGCCACAGUUCCGCU